AUGAAUCUGCAGUACAUUAUACAACACAACUAUCAGCCGGUCCUACGCCUCGGCCAGCAUUGUCGAUCACACGAUGAGAACGUUUGCCGAGACUUUUGCGAUAUGUUUAUCGGCGCUAAACGUAAGGCAGAGGUCGAGUGCCGGCCGGUGGUGAACUUACCAGAAUCUAGUAUAUUUUACUCUAAUCUACGCCACUAUUCAUCCGGUCCUACGCCUCUGCCAUUGAUUGGCAAUAUAUUGCUGACGGUAUGGGUCGGUCCCAAACCCGUUGUGAUCGUCGGUGACCCGCAUGUCGUCAAACAGGCAUUUUCUCGGCCAGAAUUCAUGGGCCGAAUGGACAACAUGUUGUGUAUGUGCAGAACAUAA
Messenger RNA from Medioppia subpectinata, 366 nucleotides. The record is from the annotation of a GenBank genome assembly. Lineage: Eukaryota; Metazoa; Arthropoda; Arachnida; Sarcoptiformes; Oppiidae.